Messenger RNA from Pygoscelis adeliae (Adelie penguin), 3729 nucleotides. RefSeq names its product ATP/GTP binding protein-like 1 (gene AGBL1). Gene Ontology annotation, molecular function: zinc ion binding; metallocarboxypeptidase activity. NCBI's taxonomy places the organism in Eukaryota, Metazoa, Chordata, Aves, Sphenisciformes, Spheniscidae. The record is from RefSeq and is a predicted model, not a curated record. Gene Ontology annotation, biological process: C-terminal protein deglutamylation; protein side chain deglutamylation; proteolysis.
AUGGGAGGAGGUGGAAGGUGGCUGCUAUGGGGAUAUAUUGAAGCAAAAAUCCCAAUAAAUACAAAAUACAGUCCCUUCUUCUGUUCCGAGGUUGAAACAGAAGAUCAGCUACAGCUGGCAGAGGCUGUGUAUGGUCAUUGCAGUUUAACUCUUAGAGCGCUGCUGUAUUCCCAGCUACAAGCACAGCUCCUCUUGAAAAGCCUGCAGAUUGUCCCGGGGCCUGUUAAUGACUUUAAUGAGCUGCUCAGGAAGACGACAGGGAUUCGUGCAAGAGGUGGCUGUGGUGGCAUCCUGAAUAGCUCCUGUGACAAGGAUGUCACCCUGAAUAUUCUCAGUGUCCUCACUGACUUGCUGUCUCUGGGGACCGGCCGGCGAAUUCACUAUGUGAUCAGCAAAGGGGGCAGUGAGACGCUGCUGCAGGCUCUUGCCGCCGCUGCCAGGACCGAUCCGCCCGACCACAGCAUCCUCCUGCCCCUGCUUCGCCUGCUGGCCAGGGUUGGCCAACGAGAUAGGAAUUUUGGGCUGAAAGUGCAGAAGGCAGAAGCAACUGAUAUAAUACUGAGCUUGGCAAGAAGAAACCUGGGCCACCACCUGCACCUCACCCACUGCCUCUGGGUCCUGCGGGUUUGUGCUUCUAAUGUUACCACAGGAACUACACUUGGCAUCAAUGGAGCCAUGGAGCUGCUUUUCAAAGUCAUCACCCCGUACAGCAAGAGGCACGUCAGGACAGUCAGGGCAGCCAUUGAGGCUCUGGCAGCUUUGCUGAAAUCAAAGUCUAACAGCCGACGGGCAGCGAACAGAGGCUACCUGGGUGGAUUGCUGAGACUCUAUCAAGACUGGCAUCACAAUGAUGUCUCCAACAACUACGUUUAUAUUCGUAGGGGUCUCCUGCUCUGCCUAAAGCACAUCACCAACAUCCAGUUGGGCAGGGAGACAUUCCUUGGUUCCCGGGGUAUGGAGAUUCUCUUCACAAGUGUACAGGACUGUUUAUCUUGCAAAAAUCUAGAUCCUAUCAUAACCACUGUGACUCAGAUUCUGAGAAAGUGCUACCCUAAGGAGUCUCUGCCUGUGGUGACAGUAAGAAGUUCUUAUUUCUUCCCUCUUCCUGGGAAUGCCAAGGCUGAACCUCCGUGUGAGGGAUCUGAAGGUGACUAUGAAAGUGAUGGAGAAGAAGAGGCUGAAAAAGACCUGGAUAACGAGGAUGUGGAGAGUAAGGAGGAAGAUUAUGACUUGGAGACAGAUGUGAACAAACUGAGGUCAAGGCCAACGCUUGACCGGCCAGAGGAAGAGCUUGGACAAUAUGAAGCAAUGUGUCCAGAACUUUCCCAUAAUUUUCAGGAGCUCGAAUCAGAAUUUGAGGAAGACAAGAGCUUGGAGGACAGGACUGAGAAUCUUUGCUCUACUCCCUCUCAUUUCAUUCCAAGUGCUACUUCUGUGAAACAUCCAAACUACAGAUGGAGAAACCAAAGUGUCACAGAGAUGGGACCAGAUCCAGAGGAAAAGGAUUUCAAAGUCCCACUGCAGAGCUGGACGAAGAAGGAGAAAUGCAGAUGGGAUCUGACUGAUGAAAAGAGAGACAUUGUAGAAGCAGUCCAAGAUGCAGACUCUUGUGAAGAGGAAGACCCAGCCAGGAGUCACAUGCUUACUUUGCGCCCUCUCCCAAAAGAGGCUGCUUGGUACAAAAAAAUGUUUUACCCUGAAUGUGAGGCCUCGAACAAUCCCGGUCCUGGAGGGAGGCUGGAGAGCUCAGACACAGUGAGAAAUCUUCUGGAGAAACACCAAGGGGAUAUCCCAUUCCAGAGCCCUCGCUUCUACGUAGCUAGGGCCAAAUGUGUUGAGUCCAUACCAGACUACAAAGACUUGGCAUUCCCUGAUUUCUGGGGUCACCAGCCACCUCCUUACAGCAAGCCCAUGUUGGAGCGCAAGUAUGGGGUUCAAAGGGACAAAGUACUAGAUGAUGUUCGCCGCUUAAUCCAGCCAAGUGAUGUGAUAGGCAGAACUGUUUUUGAUUUAGAUGAGCCCAGUCACUCAAGCCCAGGUGCUCCAGGCUGUCUGAGAUUCUUCUCCAAGUUUGAAUCAGGAAACCUUCGCAAAGCCAUCCAAGUGCGUGAGUUUGAGUAUGACUUAAUUACGAAUGCAGAUAUCAACAGCAACCAGCAUCACCAGUGGUUCUACUUUGAAGUCCGUGACAUGAAAUCAGCAGUUCCCUAUCGCUUCAACAUUAUCAACUGUGAGAAGUUCAAUAGCCAAUUUAAUUACGGCAUGCAGCCAGUCAUGUAUUCAGUGAAGGAAGCUCUCCAGGGCAGGCCUCGCUGGCUUCGGACAGGCCAUGAUAUCUGCUACUACAAAAACCACUACCGCUGCAGUGCAGCUGCAGGAGGAGGCAUGAGAGGAAAAUGCUACUACACGCUCACCUUCAGCAUCAAGUUCCCUCACGAAGAUGAUGUCUGCUAUCUGGCCUACCAUUACCCCUACACUUACUCCACAAUGAUGUCCCAUCUUGAUAUGCUGGAACAAAAUAGGAACCCCAGGAAGGUUUACUGGAGGCAGCAGACGCUCUGCCAGACACUAGGAGGAAAUCCAUGCCCGUUGCUCACAAUCACUGCCAUGCCAGACUCUAAAAAAAGAGAAGACUUGGAGCAAUUCUACAAUCGUCCUUAUGUGUUUCUAAUGGCCCGUGUUCACCCUGGUGAAAGCAAUGCCAGCUGGGUAAUGAAGGGGACCCUGGAGUUCCUUGUGAGCAGUGAUCCUAUUGCUGAUCUCCUGCGGAAUUGUUUUGUUUUCAAGAUUGUCCCCAUGCUUAAUCCUGAUGGAGUCAUCAAUGGCAACCACCGUUGUUCGUUGAGUGGGGAUGAUCUGAACAGACAGUGGUUGACACCCAGUUCCCAGCUCCAUCCAACUAUUUACCACGCCAAAGGUCUUCUCUAUUACCUGCACAGCAUUGGCCGGGCUCCUCUGGUAUUCUGUGACUACCAUGGACACUCCCAGAAAAAGAAUGUGUUUCUUUAUGGCUGCAGCAUCAAGGAGAUGCAAGCAGGCUGCGUGGUUGACACAGCAGUUAUCACAGAAGAUGUUGGCUACAGGACUCUCCCUAAAAUCCUGGAUAAAGUGGCCCCUGCAUUUGUCAUGAACAGCUGCAGCUUCCUGGUGGAGAAGUCCCGGGAGUCGACGGCCCGGGUGGUGGUAUGGAAGGAAAUGGGUGUGUUGAGGAGCUACACUAUGGAGAGCACGUACUGCGGCUGCAGCCACGGACUCUACAAAGGCCUGCAGCUGGGAACCCAAGAGCUGGAGGAGAUGGGAAGCAAGUUUUGCCUUGGUUUGCUCAUUCUGCACCUCAAAUCCCUGCCCUGCAGCAGGAAGGUGAUGGCUCAGGCAGCACUCCUGUUAGAUCUGGAGGAGGAGGUAACAGACCGGGUACAAAGAAGCUGCAGCAACAGCAGCCUGGAGACUGAUGAUGAACCUCCUUGUGUGGAAGAAAUUGAUUAUAAUACUGACAGUUGCUCUGAUGGUGAAGGGGACUUCUCGGAGCUAGACCAAGAGAUCCAGGAGUGCCUCUCGUGGGUGGAAGGAGAGGCAGAAGAUGAGGGAGUGACUACAGGACAGACAUGCAGCUCCAAGGCUCUCAGGGAGCUCUACAUUUCCAGCCAACCAGCAUCCAACAGUACAGCUCUCCCUCUGCGUUCAACAGCACUUGGGGUGUACAGUGGGUUUGAGAGCAGCCCUGCGUGA